AUGUCUGAACAAUAAAAAUCAAAGUCAUCUAAGCUUUGGGCUGAUAUGGCUGAUAGCGAUAGUAGCGAUGAUGAAAAUAACUCCAAUGAAGUUCAUUAAAAAGAAGUUAGAAGCAAUCCUCAAAAAGAUGUAAAGGAAGAAGAUGCUAAGUAACAAGUUACCUAAUAGCAAGUUAAUUAGCAAGAGGAUGAGGAAGAAGCUAAACAAGAAAAUAAUUAAAACAACAAAGAACGUUAAAAUAAUGGAGAAUUCAAAAUGAACAAAAAAAGAGAAGCCUAAAUUGGAAACUAACAACAAUAUGAUAGAUAGAAAAACUAUAAACAAGAUGGAGGCAGAAGAGACAGAAAUUAGAAAGUAGAUAACUAAAAAGAUAAGUUUAUUGAGCAACAUGAAGACAGUUUAAAAAAAAUAAAAGAAGCUAUGGAGCAAAAAAAUCACAAAAGUGAGCUCUUAUGGAUUAAUUGCUUCCGUUUGGGUGUCACUGAUUAAAUAAAUUAUGAAGACAUAAGAUAGUCAUUUAAAGGAAUUGAUAUUUUAAAUAUUGAUGGCUAUUAAGAUAAAACUAACGAAUACCAUAUUAAUGUUUAAAUUAAAACAUCUGAUUUUGAUAAGAUUUUACCUACUGAACCUUUGGCUUUCAACAAAUACUAUUUCAGAAUUAGAUAUGCUAACAAAAAUGAAUAUGAGUAAGAGAAGAAAAACAACUUUAAUAACAGAGAAAAAAGAGACUCUGACCAUAGAAAAAGGGAUGAUAAACACGACUAAGACCACAAAAAAAAUAACUAUAAGGAUAAUAGAGAAAAUAGAGGUGAAAGAGGUGAUAGAGAAAAUAGAGGUGAUAGAGAAGGAAGAGGAUAUGAAAAAAAUGAAAAACCCUUUACAAUGACUAGAAAUGCUAAUAAUAAGGGAGCUGAAAAUUAAAACUAGCCCCCUUAACUUGAAAAAAAAUAUUCUGAAAAAAGGCAAUAAGUUGAAUUCGUAAAGAAGCAAAGCUAUGAAAAGGAUCAAAGCUCUACAUAAAACAAAGAUGAAACUUAAAAAGGAACAGGACAAAAACAUUACUAUGAAAAAGAUAGUCUUGAAUCUGAUAAAUUACAGGAAACUGAAUAAUAACCUAAAUAGGAAUAACAAUAAUAAUAGUAGCAAUAGUAGUAAUAGUAACAACAUUAGCAAUAAGGUGGUUAAAGAAAUGGACAAAAAAAUUAUGAAAAGAAAGAAUAUUCAAAUAUGGAAAGAAAGGAAAGGCCUAAUAGAGAUAACUAUGAAAAAAGAGAUAACCAAAACAGAGAUAACAAUGAAAAGAGAGAUAACCAAAACAGAGAUAACAAUAACAAGCCAAGAGAAUAUAAAAAAAGAGAAUACUUUAAUAAUAAAUAAGAAAAUUAAGAAAAUGGAAACCAUAAUAAUAAUAAUAACAACAACAACAACAACAACAACAAUAAUCACUAAAAUGGUAAUAAGGAAUAUAACUAAAAAAGAGUGAACUAAGAUGAGAAUAAAAGAAAUCAAGAAUAUUAAGAAAAGAAUUCUGAUGAGAGAAAAAACAAAGAUGGAGGAUAGAAUAAAAGAAGUAAUCAAAACAAUAACAAAAACAAUAAAACUGUUAAUAAAGAUAGCAACAAUUAUUAAGAAAAGAAAUAAGUUUUUGAGGAAAAGAAAGUAGAUGAAGAUGGUUUUACAGUAAUUCCAGGUAACAGAUCUUAGUCCAACUCUUUAUCAACCAAUUCAAAUCAGAAGUCUUCAACCCCAGGUGUGAAAUCAACAAACAUAUUUGAUAACAAAUGA
Tetrahymena thermophila SB210 is the source of this 1785-nucleotide messenger RNA. RefSeq lists its product as hypothetical. The transcript has 10 exons. The record is from RefSeq and is a predicted model, not a curated record. Lineage: Eukaryota; Ciliophora; Oligohymenophorea; Hymenostomatida; Tetrahymenidae.